Molecule: messenger RNA, 2896 nt
Organism: Melitaea cinxia (Glanville fritillary)
Lineage: Eukaryota; Metazoa; Arthropoda; Insecta; Lepidoptera; Nymphalidae
Gene: dlg1
Product: disks large 1 tumor suppressor protein
Exons: 22
Coding region: 1-2676 (891 amino acids)
Biological process (GO): chemical synaptic transmission
Cellular component (GO): neuron projection; postsynaptic density membrane; neuromuscular junction
Molecular function (GO): kinase binding
Source: RefSeq, a predicted model, not a curated record
AUGCCAGUUCGUAAGCAAGAGGCCCACCGAGCAUUAGAACUGCUAGAAGACUAUCACAGCAAAUUAAUAAAACCGCAAGAUCGCCAGCUCCGUCUUGCUAUCGAAAGGGUUAUCAGAAUUUUUAAGUCACGCCUUUUUCAAGCUCUUCUUGAUAUACAAGAAUUUUAUGAAUUGACUCUUCUCGAUGAUACGAAAUCUAUACAACAGAAGACUGCUGAAACGAUUCGUAUAGCAAACAAGUGGGAAGCUGACAGCGUACGUGGUGAAGUGAGUAUUAAUGAUCAUGAUUACAAGUCAGUUUCAAAUGCCUUUCUUCAGGACAACAACAGAAAGUCCGAUAAUCGCAAUGUUUCUACACCAGAUUCCGCAAAGAUUGGAGCAAUUCCUGCCAUCAUAUCACCAAGAAGUGAGACAGAAGAGAAAAAGGUUCACGUUUCGACACCUGAAAUGAAGCAGGUAAAUAUAAAGUUGCAGAUAAAUGGAAUAGAAGGUGGAUCGGAGCGUACAGUUGGUGAAGAUGGAUAUUUGUACUUAACUGUGGUUUUAUCUCGUGCUGGUGGUGCUGGACUCGGUUUCAGUAUUGCCGGUGGCUCAGACAACCCUCACAUUGCUGAUGACCCACUUAUUUAUGUCACAAAACUUAUACCUGGUGGAGCGGCUGCCGCAAGUCAGUUGCAAAUCAACGAUGCAAUACUACAGGUCAACGACACGUCAGUCGAAAACGUAACACAUGCUGAGGCAGUAGAUGCAUUAAAAAAGGCCGGUAGCACAGUAAGACUGAAAAUAAGACGUCGACAAACCAAUGAAGACUUAUUAAAUGUAUCACAAAUAUCUAAUAAAGAAGAGGCAGUGGAGAUCGAGUUAGUGAAAGGUGGUUCAGGGUUAGGCUUCAGCAUAGCAGGUGGUUUAGGGAAUCAGCACAUACCGGGAGACAAUGGCAUAUACGUGACCAAGAUUAUGGCUGGUGGAGCCGCCCAUCGAGACGGACGGUUGAGGGUUGGCGACAAACUACUUAUGGUUAAAAAUACGUCGAAGGGCGACGUUUGCCUGGACAACGUGACGCACGAGGACGCGGUGAGCGCGCUGAAGGCGGCGGGCGAGCGCGUGCAGCUGCUGCUGGUGCCGGGCCCGCGCCACGGACAGCCCUCGCCCCGGACGUCGCGCGCUAACACUCCUUCGAGCACGGCGAACUCGCUGCGUCGGUCGUCGGACGCGGCGGACGGCGACGAGGAGCAGGCGCGCGUGGUGGAGCUGGAGAAGGGGCCGGCGGGGCUGGGCUUCAACAUCGUGGGCGGCGAGGACGGGCACGGCAUCUACGUGUCGUUCCUGCUGGCCGGCGGGCCCGCCGAGCGCUCGGCGCGCUUGCGGCGCGGCGACCGCCUGCUGGCCGUCAACGACGUGGACCUCGCGCACGCCACGCACGAGCAGGCCGCCAAGGCGCUCAAGAGCACAGGGCAGAACGUCAAAUUGACUGUCGUGUACAGGCCACAAGAAUACAAUAAAUUUGAAGCUAGAAUCAAUGAACUAAAACAACAUCAUACACUCCUGAGAACAUCUCAAAAGCGAUCCCUAUAUGUAAGAGCACUAUUCGAUUAUGAUCCCAUUAGAGACGACGGAUUACCAUCCAGAGGCCUACCAUUCCGAUAUGGUGAUAUAUUGCACGUCACUAAUGCAUCCGACGAUGAAUGGUGGCAAGCUAGACGGCUGGACAGUACGGACCCCGAGGCCGUGGGCAUCAUCCCGUCCAAGCGGCGCUGGGAGCGCAAGCAGCGUGCAAGGGACCGCCAGGUCAAGUUCCAGGGACAGGGCACGCCCGUCAGCACGAGUCAGUCGACAUUAGAAAGAAAAAAGAAAACAUUGUCGUUUAGCAGAAAGUUCCCGUUCAUGAAGAGUCGCGAAGAUGGUAAAUCAGAAGAUGGCUCGGACCAAGAGCCUUUCAUGCUUUGUUACACACAAGAGGACACAAAUGCCGACGGGGAAAUCUUGUACCGAGUGGAACUUCCCAUGAUGGAGGAGAUAACGCUCAUAUAUCUCGAGGACGAGAGUCAAGACGAAGCGGUUUUGUCGUACGAAACAGUACAGCAGUUAACUAUUAAUUACACUAGACCUGUUAUUAUCCUGGGUCCACUCAAAGAUAGGAUCAACGAUGAUCUUAUAUCGGAGUUCCCUGACAAGUUCGGCAGCUGCGUGCCUCAUACGACGCGGCCUCGUCGAGACUACGAGGUGGACGGACGCGACUACCACUUUGUGGGCAGUCGCGAACAGAUGGAGCGCGACAUUCAGAACCAUCUCUUCAUAGAGGCGGGCCAGUACAACGAUAACCUUUACGGAACAUCCGUAGCCUCUGUACGGGAAGUGGCUGAAAAAGGCAAACAUUGCAUUUUGGAUGUGAGCGGAAACGCCAUUAAGAGGUUACAAGUGGCGCAACUAUAUCCCAUUGCCAUAUUUAUUAAACCAAAGAGUGUAGAAUCUAUAAUGGAAAUGACGAAGCGAAUGACCGAAGAUCAAGCGAAGAAAACUUACGAACGUGCUCUGAAAAUGGAGCAAGAAUUCGCUGAAUAUUUCACAGCGGUGGUGACAGGCGACACGCCGGAGGAGAUCUACGCGAAAGUGAAAGCGGUGAUUAUAGCGGAGAGCGGGCCCACUGUGUGGGUUCCGCGUCGCGAGCCGCUGUGAAACUACCCUCGCUCCGACCAUUACAAUACUGCACACGCACACAAAGCGUUGCAGUACCUUCUCCCUUAUUAAUCCUAAAGCCUUUGACGUUUGAAGUAAUGCACCGAUACCAACACGGCGUAAAAGUAUACUUGAAUUAACCGAAGCCUUACACGAUUUGAAUAUAAUAUGGAAACUAUCAUUCAAUCCUAAUUACCUCAGUAAGAGGUUUGCCAUUUUA